Messenger RNA from Thrips palmi, 655 nucleotides. RefSeq names its product salivary glue protein Sgs-3-like. The record is from RefSeq and is a predicted model, not a curated record. The transcript has a single exon. NCBI's taxonomy places the organism in Eukaryota, Metazoa, Arthropoda, Insecta, Thysanoptera, Thripidae. The annotation marks the transcript as partial.
CGUAUCGAGCACGCCCAGGGCAACGACGGCCGUCCCCACCACACCCUUAAUCACAACAACCACCACACCCAAACCACCUCCUACAACAACAGCAACAACAACAACAACAAAAACAACGACGACCACCACUACUACCACUUCAACGAUGGCGCCAAAACCAAGCACCAUGACCACCACACGCGCAGCAACGAUCCCAAUCACAACUACCACCACUCCCAAAGUAACCCGACCCGCGCCCACGACUACCACAACACGGAGACCGAUCACAACUACCACCACUCCUAAAGCAUCCAGAACAACGACCACCACUCCGAAACCAAAACCAAGUACCACGCUCAAAAUCACCACAAAAGCAGUUGCGACGCCCGCGGCCACGACGACUGCUCCGCCGACGGAGAGGGUGACGUUGGCGCCGGCGCCGCUACCAGUGACGGCGAAGGGGAAGGACAAGAAGCGCAAGAAGGAGGAGAAGCCGACGACGGCGAGAAUGACGUCGCCGACGUACGCAACCUCGACACCGCGGACGCCGAGCUCGUCGCAGGCGCCGAAAACCCCCAGGACGCCGCUGACGACCACCUCCCGGACGCCGAUGACGACCACCUCCCGGACGCCGAUGACGACCGCCUCCAGGACGCCGAUGACGACCACCGCCCGG